GCCUCUGUUGGUCAUAUUGGCAAGUGCGGAAACACAGACAGGCAGAGCCACUAAAAACAAGUAGUAUCAGUUACAGAGUCUGAGAUAAUCAUGGAUGGCAGAGCUGGUUUUGAUGCUUCGAACAAUAAGAGAAACCUCUACACAGUGGUUGGUGUGACCCUCGGACUCCUGUGUAUCCUACAAGCUGUUCUCAACAUUUCCCUGCGUCUUGCUUUCUACGGAGACGAGUCCAAGAUGCAGCUGAAAACCUUUGCAGAUCAUUACACCCACCAAGGAUGGUUGUAUUUCAAUCAGAGUGUCUAUUACAUUUCUUCUGUUAAAAAUUCCUGGCAAGACAGUAGAGAUGACUGUCUGCAGAGAGGUGCAGAUCUGAUUAUUGUCAACAGCAAAGAGGAACAUGAAUUCACCAGGCUAUUCAGACAGUCCUUCUGGAUUGGACUGACUGACAUAGAGACAGAAGGAACGUGGAAAUGGGUGGAUGGAACUUUGCUGAGACAAAGCUUCUGGUUUGCUGGGGAACCCAACAGCAAUGAAGGAAGAAAUGAAGACUGUGGAGACACUAUGUUCUUUGUACAUGAAAACAGCUGGAAUGAUCAAGAAUGUGCCUUUAAACAUUUUUGGAUUUGUGAAAAGACGAUGGCUUCAUAACUCUGCAUCUAAACCCACUGGACUGAUAGCAGGGACAGUGGUUCGUUAAAAUGCAUAGACACAGAGACAGAAGCUGAUGUGUCUUGAUGGGCUUUUUUCAUGUCAGAAAUGUAUGUUAACAUAAUACAGGUUUAAAGAAUUAAAAACUAUCAUGAUUGAAUUCCCAUUAUCUGCAUUUAGGGUUCUGUUACAUAUGCUGGCUUUGGUUUUUAAACAGUAAUAAAUGUACACUGUAUUAACAAUGUUUUCACGUAUAUAUAAUAUAAUGUAGCUUUUGUUAAUACACGGUCCCUGUUGUGACUAAUGAUUUGCUUAUGUAUUACUUUUAAAGUAUGGCUUUGAUUUUUCUCACGGUGUCAAUAAAGCCUACACUGUGGAGUUGUGUUUACCACAGCGAUGAAUCACACGACUAUUACAUUUUGAUAUUGUAAGGCACUUUGUGCAAUAAAUGUGGUAAAAUGCUCUAUAAAUAUCAUACACUCUAAUUUCAUUUUUCAGUUUGGGAUUAAUAAAGUACAUCCAUUCUAUUCUAUUCUAUACAAUAUUCUUGUGGAA
This is a messenger RNA of Solea solea (common sole), 1203 nucleotides long. Its product is annotated as CD209 antigen-like. The record is from RefSeq and is a predicted model, not a curated record. Gene Ontology annotation, molecular function: carbohydrate binding. Gene Ontology annotation, biological process: biological process involved in interspecies interaction between organisms. Gene Ontology annotation, cellular component: external side of plasma membrane. The transcript has 7 exons. Bases 91 to 648 code for a protein of 185 amino acids. NCBI's taxonomy places the organism in Eukaryota, Metazoa, Chordata, Actinopteri, Pleuronectiformes, Soleidae.